Molecule: messenger RNA, 576 nt
Organism: Australozyma saopauloensis
Lineage: Eukaryota; Fungi; Ascomycota; Pichiomycetes; Serinales; Metschnikowiaceae
Product: mitochondrial 37S ribosomal protein mS45
Exons: 1
Coding region: 1-576 (191 amino acids)
Biological process (GO): mitochondrial translation
Cellular component (GO): mitochondrial small ribosomal subunit
Molecular function (GO): structural constituent of ribosome
Source: RefSeq, a predicted model, not a curated record
AUGUUCACGAGGACGAACCAGGCCGGCUUCCCCCGCCUAGCGGGUUCUAUCCAAAGUGUUAGAUUCGCCCGCAAAAGGGCUCCCGAAUACCCCUCCUACACCAUGCAAUUGGCGCCCUUGGGCCACAAAUCAAAGGACCACAACGGUGUCUUCAGAAGACAUUUGAAGGCAUGGUUGGGCCCCAAGAACGUGGUGGGUGAGUACCACGAAAACAAGUACUACUACGUUCCGCAAAACAACGUUCCCAACUACGUUGUUCCGGACGGAAACCCACUUGUGUCUUCGACGGAAACCUCCAACGUGCGGGGCUACGCCAAGCGGAAUCCCAGUGUGAACCCGUUCCCACAAAACCCUAGCUGCAAGACUGCUUCGAUGGUCUCUGACGACUUGAAGAAGGAGAUCUACAGCGAUCACGAGAAGGGCGUGCUGGCACAGGAACUUGCUCACAAACACCGGAUGAAGAUUGCCAGGGUGGAGGCCAUUGUGCGUCUACAGAAAAUCGAGCAGGUUUGGAAAGAAGAGGUAUGUUUUUUUUUUUUUCGUUUUGUUGCUUGCUUGCUUGCUACGGUACAAUGA